CAGCAAGGGCUGGGACUACUGACACCGAGCUGUAGCUGCUUGCUGGGCAGAUGGAGGACUUGGCACCUCAGCUGGGUGGCAUACUUGUUGGUGACACCAGCAGUGAUGAGCCCAGUUCACAGAGCACACUGUAUUCUGGUGGCAUCAGUGUCCCUGUGACCUUGGUGGUGUCGGGUGGCCUCUCUGACCAAGCAGAUAUGGAAACCCACAGCAGUGCCAUGUUGUCCACAUUAGCGCUACAGACUGAUGAUGGCUGUGGGCCAGCAACACAAUUUUUUCUUGAGCAACUAGCUGAUGGCCAGACACGCCUAAAAACUGCAGAUGGGCAUAUGCUUGAAGUUGACAUUGACCCAGGAACUGUUGGCCUUGUUCAAGGGAAUUCUGGGGUUCCUGUGCUACUUCAGGUGUCACCUGACGGGACGUUGCUCAGAGAUGAUGUGCAGAUAGCAUUGGCAGCAUCGGGCGCAGUAGCUGAUAACUCCACUGACAGCACAGAGGAACAGCGAGAGGAAGCUGGCAGCUCUACACCUUGUGAAGACUCGGAGGAACCCAUGUUUCAAGAUGGGGAGCCGCUGCCUCUACAGAUGUACCUCCAGGUGGGCAAGGAAGCAGCUGACGAGAACAGUGCCUCUAUGGAGGAUGUUGUCCAGACAAAUACUGGCACUGCUGUUGCCAUUGUCACUCCUGAUGGUGACGAAUCGGAUGCUGACGAACUGCCAACGCCUACUGUUGUUCGACGUGUAGAGCGAGUGGAACGUCUGGAGGAUUUUAUGGAUGUGGUGACUACAUAUCACUGCAAGUUCUGUAGCUUCUCCUGUGCCUGGCGCUCUGGACUUAUGUCCCACUUCAGGAGUUGCCACGUGGCCCCAUCAUCAAGCAGCAGCCUCGAUCCCAUUGAGCGACCUGUUAACAGCAGACCCACAGUAAAGCCAGCAUCCAAACCUGCUCGAGCAGGCAGCAAUGCAGUGGCUUUUGCCCUGACUACAAUGGGUCCUGGUUUGAACACUGCUGUUGCUGGUGGUGCUACUGCUGCAGGAGCUGAGCCAAGCAUAGAAGUUGAUGCUGGUGCUACGGAGCCUGCAGUGACUGCUCCAGAGGAGCCUCCUCAGCCUCCCACCAGCACACCAGCCAACACGCAAGUCAGUGAAGCUACAUCAGAGCUGACAAAUGACACCAUACCCAGUCGUGCUCCCAUGGAUGCUUCCUUAGUGCUAGAGAGUGCAUUGGCCAGUAUGGUGUCGACUGGCAGCAAUGAAGUGCUGUCAAGUGGCAGCAGCCUGCUCCCAAGGGGUGAGGAUGGCCAACCUGUGCCAGCCCAAGAGCGACACAUUUUCAUCUGUGGACAGUGCAGCCAUGGCUUUGGCUCCCUCGACGAAUGCAAGGAACACAUGGUCGAGGUACACGACUUAAAAGUUGCUGCUGAGUGUGGUGUUGAGUCAAAGAAGACCGCAACUGGCCGCAAGCGAGGUCGGCCACGAGUUAUGCCUCAACUAUCCAGCAGCACAUCCAGCAUAUCCUGCACAGCUACUGCUGGCUCUGGUGUGAUCGAAGAUGCACUGCAGUCUGUUGAUGACGGGGAUUUGGAUGAUGGCAGCAAUGAAGCACUUGGCAAGCGUAGAGUACGCCCUCCUAAGAACCUCGAGGAAGACUACUUAGUAGCUCCAGCUAGAAGGCGGCGUGCAAAGAAAGAAAAUGCUGCUGAGAGGCAAUACAGGUGCGGGGAACGCAGUUGUGGUUAUCGUUUCCGUACUGAAAGCAGCCUUGAGUAUCAUGGGCGGUGCCAUACACCCACUGGCUCCAGACCAUACCGCUGUCCAGAGUGUGGGGAACAGAGAGACCAUUGGCGCAGCCUUGCUAUGCAUCUUUGGAGAAGUCACAUGCUGGACUUGGACUUGCACAGAUGUGCUCAGUGCGAGUACCGGACAUUCAGUGCUUUCAAGCUUGAGAACCACGCACGAAUUCAUAGUGAGGAGCGUGACUUCACAUGUGCUCAAUGCGGGAAGGGUUUCAAGCAACUCUCACAACUACGGAACCAUCAUGUUGUGCAUUUGGACCGCAAGAACACACCACAUAAACGUUGGUACAGCCAGCAGACCUGUGAACUGUGUCAGCGCACAUUCUCAGACUCCAAAUGUUUACGCAAGCACCAUCAAGCAGUUCAUGGAAAGGUGAAGCCAUAUGUGUGCUCGUUCUGUGGCCACAUGUCUGCGCGCAAGGCCAUGCUGCAACUGCACCUCCGCCAGCACACAGGAGAAAAGCCAUUUGCUUGCAACCUGUGCGAGUACCGCACGGGAGACCACAAUUCACUGCGCCGGCACAAAAUGCGCCACUCCGGUACGAAGCCAUACAAGUGCCCACACUGUCCUUACGCCUGCAUCCAGGCUAUCUCAUACAAGAUGCACAUGAAGAACAAGCAUCCUGGCCUGGAUGGAUUGUAUGCUUGUUCACUAUGCAGUUUUCGCUCAGUAAGCAAGGAGAACUACACCAACCACAUGUCAGACCAUAAACGAGGUUUCCUUGCGGUGCCUGCCCAGCUUUCCAGCCCGAGCACAGCCAACUCUGCAGCAAGCACUGAGGGAGAAGGACUGCAGUUGCCUGAAGGCACCCUGCAGCAGCUGGAAGGUAUUCUACCAGGCAACCUAAAUGCAGCUCAACUCAUCUAUAGCUGUUUAAGUGCCCUGCAGCAGGAAGGGGGAUCUGCCAACCUGCCUCCUGGUGUAACUACAUACUCGACUGGUGAUGGCACUCAGACAAUCACUAUACAGGUUCCCUCAUCCACGGCAGGAGACGACAGUGGAUCAUCACUUCUGGCAACACCUUCCGAACAAGACCAAUUCUAUUUGACAGUACAACAACAAGAAGAUGGAAGUAUGGCCUACCUGAGUGGGGAGGGAUUUUCGUCGCAGGGAGCUGAUAUGGACGACGAUGCCGCAGGCCUCAAGAUUAGUGCUGUGCACUUCACAGGAAGCAGAUAAUGUUGGUUCAAAGGCUCCUAUACCCUGGAACUGCUGCACAUGAACUGAAACAGGCCCAGAGUGCAGAAGUUAAACUUUCGCAUGAAGGAUUAUGUCUGCAUCAUCAUCGUUAGAAGCGUGAUGCUCAUGCAAACAAUAUCUAUUUUGAUCCCGUGUGCAGCUUCUGUACUGCAGGCCUUACAGUUGUGCCAUGAGCUCCGCUCAGUCUGUGAUUAGGUGGUGACUGCUUGCAUUUUAGCAUGUUUGUUUGUGGUAGAACUGGAACUGGAAUGGUUGGUUUUGACCCUGAAGGCUGUGAAGCAGAUUUUUUCCUCUUCAACCUGUCAGGCAGCCCAUUGUUUUUACUCUAUACAUUUGCGGAACGAUGUUUUUGCCAAUAUCUCGCAUGAUAAUUCAAAAGAGCCUCUGGUUCAGCCAGACCAACAAUUUUUGUUUUUAUUUGCUAUACAAGCAAUUCUUUUUGUAAAUUCUUUGAACAGUUGCUUCCAAAAUUAUGCACUGUACUGUGAUGCUGCUUUAUAUCGCAUGGUAUAGUAUGCAGGAAAGGAAAAGCCCUGCUUUGAAUAGUUUGCAAAAUGAUGUACUGUACUAUGAUGCUUUUUAUCACGUGGUGUAGUGUGCAUGAAAGGAAAAGCCCUGUUCAGCAGUGACAACGAAAGAUGUAUUUAAAUGGAGUAUUGCCUAGGUUUCAUCAGAAUAAUGCUAUUGUUUUUUUUGUUUUUUGUUUUUUUUCUGUGCUAAAUGUUGCUUAUUUCAGAUGGCCAGCAAUAGAAUUUUUUAACAAAUGCUACAGCCUACUUUUCAUAGCAGAGUGUACUCCAUGCCAGCUAAUAUUUACAUGUACAGUGAAAUCUCAUUGCUACGAUCUUCACAGGAACCGGAAAAUAAUGCUUAUCAUCCAAAAAUUGUAUUAUCGGGAAAAGAAAAAAAAAUGUAUUAACCGGAAAAACCUAUUAUGCAGAAUCGUAUAACGAGAUUCCACUUUAUUAGCUGACCAUGUAGUCAUGCAUGUAGCAUUCCACUGAACAGCGGCAGCUGUUCAGUGGAAUGCCAGUGCACGUGCUCACAACGCUGAUGCAAGCAGUGUAAUGUAGAAGAACACUGCCCUCAUUCUACUGCCGAGUGAAUUGAGCACAGCGUGGUAGUGUGUCCACUUGGCUUCUUGGUCAUUUUGCAGCCAAGCUGAUGCUGUGUUGCUAGCUUUUCUGGGAGAUGUUUUCACGGAAAAUUCGAUAUCAGCGCAGUCAUCUGCAGUGCCCAAGUGUGUGAAAAGUGAACAGAGUGCGACCGUAAGCAACGCUCACCUAUAACUGUCUGUCAUAUGCAACUGAGCUGUCCAGCAAGUUUUAGUCAGUGCUGAAAUGUGGUCUUUUAAGAAUUCUACCAUGAAAGGUAAUAUUAUAGCAUAUAAGGGAUGCCUUUUUGUCAAUUUUUAAUUUUAUGUAUUUCCUGCAUUUUUUUUUUUUUUUUGGUUUCUUAGUAGUUUUGUUGGUUUCUUAGUAGAGAAAAGCCAAUACAUCUGAAGUAUUAGGGCUUUGAUGAUGUUUGCAAACAAAUUUGAUAAAUUUGCGCUGGAAGUUAGCUUUGCAGUGUCCUUUUGCAUGUUGGGCUCUCACAAGUUGCAGUGAUGAGCCACAUUACAUUGUGGAACUCACUUGAUGAUGCAUGCUGUUAGGUGAGUUAGUACCGGAUAUUUAAAAUUCCAAAGCACAAACAAACACACAAGAACAGAAGAAAGUGUACUUUGUGUUGAACUCGAUGUGCUAUGGUUUAUAUCCAACCUUUGUCUCUUGUUGAACCUUACAUUUGUGUAAUGCUUAUAUUUUACAGAUUAAGUUAUGUAUUCAAUGUUAUGCAGCAUGAGAUGGAUAUGAUGUGAACCCUCAACACUGCAGCAGCACAUGGCUCCCCAGUUGCAACAGAAAGAGCAACUUGCACCGCUGCAAAAGUUGCAUUUGCCUUCUAGGGGAGCUGGUAUUGUCCGCAAAAGUGAGCAGUGAUAGCAUCACUGUGAUGCAUGAUGCAUCUGAAGAAAUGCAUUCACAUGCCUACAGAACAUAUGUGUUUCACUGCUUCAAAUUCAUUAUCAUUAUAAUGAGCAAAAAAUAAAAAGAAUGUGGGGCAACAGUAGAAGCCCCCUCCCCUUUCCUCUUUCUUUGCUCAAGCCUUGAUUUUUGGGAACUUCUCAGUUUUGAAUUUCCAUAUUUCAAAUUUCACCCACUGUUAAAAGCAUGAAGCUGUGAAAAUUUUUUGUUGCAGCUGGUCUUUAAAUAAUAAUUAGCAAUUCUAUAGACUCUUUGCAGCACUGCGGCAUAGACGUGGCCACAUUUGAUCACAUGGGUGCACUAACAUAAGCGGCCUUGUGCUUGGAGAGGCUGGUCGCAGAGCAGCUGUAUGGCAGAGGAAAGAGUAAUACUUUUCGGAAGCACUAUUACAUAGAUGACCCCUAGACUAACAAUAUGCAAAUCUAAUGAUGUACAGAACACGCAGUGAGCAAUUCUGAGGCACCAUCUCUGCAUUUUGCAUCAAGCGAUAUGAGUUGCAAGGUGCAUGCCGUGCAUGAUGCAUUAGUUUCUUCAUGACUAAAAGGCUUUGUACCAAAAAUAUAAAGCUAUACAAUUCCGUGCUUGCCUUGAGAUGAACACUCAUUAGCUGCACUGCGUAUGUGUUUUACCUUUCGGAGGCAUUUCGUGAACUGUUCUCGUACACAAUUUGCCUCGGUCUGCUUGCCAGACCACGCUUGCAUGUUCUUAUCCGCUUGGUAUUGGAACUAUGGCUAACCAUGUAAAAAGAUGCAAAGUUCUUUUCAGAACUCGUUAUAUGCCAUAUGCUAUGUAUAUAUAGCUUGGAGCACGUCAGCAAGCUACAGGUGUUGGAUGCCGUCAUCACCACUAUAUCGAUGAAACUGCUCACUUGAUCAGCAUGUAUACUUUAUUGACUGUUGGAAUGGGAACUAAGCAAGGUUUAAAUAGGAAAGCCGCAUGCUUUGGAAUCUGCUGGAGCUAGACUUAGCCACUUUAUUCCUUUAUAAUUAGUAAAAUGCUUUUCACCCUCUAUAACUAUUUCUAGGCAGUUGCACCUGACUUCAAAUAAUACAACUCUUGCGGGUUUAAGAGUAUUCUCGCACAGUACAGAAAGGAGAGUUGUAACAGGUGAGCUACUUGCUGCCAUGUAUAAGCCAUGCCAUCGAUAGUCUUGCCACUCUAAUGUUUCUUCAAUUGCAACAUGUUUAAAGUGAAUUGUGUAGAAAUUAGUGCAAAAGUCAUGGGAAUCAAUGCAAAAAAAUGAUGCACUGCUGAAUGAACUCUUCUGUUUAUAGUGAGUAGCCAUCUUUAUGUAGCAAAUGAUGACGGCCUUUGCUCAGGCUCUUCCAUGUUUCAAAGCACUGUGCUUUGGUAAGGCCAUCACUGCAUGUUGGCGGGCUUACACGAGAAAACCAGACCGAGACUCGGCUACUCCUCGUUCCAACUUCUUCCUCUUUUCUCUCGCAGUACCUGCCUGCAUGUGUUAAUUCUUUUUCUACAACGCAAUUACAGCAAACAUAGCUUUUUCUUCAACUCGUAUAUUUCCUUAUCAAAUGCAACCCCCCCACAGCUGACAGUAGACGGCACGGCACGCCCAGCUGCCCCCAGCCACACAUUUUAGCUCUGCAUAAGGCUGCAAAUUGACGGAGCUGCGCAUGCAACUGGUGUUGCCGUCUGGUUUCCAAUGUUCAAACUGCUUGCUGCAAAGUGUUUAUAGCAUGCAUUGUUUCUGUUGGCCAUAGAUAAAUUACUUUGCUUUGGCUAUGUUGGGUUUUGUCACCUGGAGACAGAAUCUGUUUUGAAAAAAUAUUGGUGAGAAUGUGGUAGCAAUGAGUGCUUGGUGCUACUUGAUAUUGUUAUGUGGCGAAUUGUGCUCUGAAUACCUAUACCAUUGUUGGGCACAAGUGCAGAAGACAUUUUAAUUUGUAUGUAACUACAAAAUCUUUGUUCAAAAACAUGCCUACACAAUUCAGUAGAUCAGUUCCCCAUUGUUUUUCUUGAUUAGUGCUGGAUACAAGAAAAAGCACAGUGAGGGUGGUUGUGACAGUUUACUAGACUGGAAUGUAGUGUAUGAAAAAAAAUGAAAAAAAAAAAAACAUACAGGUUAACACAUUCUAAAUUGAUGUCUGUGUUAACUCACUUCAAAGGUAUACCUUGUAUAAGAAACCCAUUCCCUGGAACAACAAAGCAUUGUAUUUGCGAUUGGAGCUGUACUAACACAAAUAUUUGGUACUCCUGUACUAACAAUAGUGUGAAUAGGUGCUGUCCUGUCAUGAAAUGUUGGCAUGGCUUCUAGGUAUCUUCCAAUGACCGAGCUUAUAGGUCUAGUCUUUACAAGAUUGUACAUACGUGUACAUUAAACAAAUUUCAUUUUCACAUUGCUGUUCUGCAGCUCUCCACAUCUAUUACAGUGACAUGCUUUAGAUUUCUAGUUUUGUCUUCCAUGUUUCAAAGCAGUUUAGAUGUAGUAUCUUGCCAGUUCUCACUUAAAUGUGGAGCUGGAAAGUUGCAAUCUUUGUAUGAAAAUAAACCUAGUGGGUUGAUUAUUUGUUUUGUUCA
This is a messenger RNA of Dermacentor silvarum, 7558 nucleotides long. RefSeq names its product zinc finger protein 142-like. The record is from RefSeq and is a predicted model, not a curated record. Gene Ontology annotation, biological process: regulation of DNA-templated transcription. Gene Ontology annotation, molecular function: RNA polymerase II cis-regulatory region sequence-specific DNA binding; DNA-binding transcription factor activity, RNA polymerase II-specific. Lineage: Eukaryota; Metazoa; Arthropoda; Arachnida; Ixodida; Ixodidae.